GUAGACCAACUCACCGAGAAAAUACACGCUACUGGUCUGAAAGUUGUCCGCCUUACCGCCAAAUCUCGCGAAGCUCUGGACUCCAGUGUUGCAUUUUUGACUCUCCACCAGCAAGUUGCGAACAGCACCACGCACGUAGAACUCCAGAAAUUGAUUCAGCUCAAAAACGAACAAGGAGAAUUGAGCUCAAACGAUGAACGCAAAUACAAGACCCUCAUCCGUCAGUGCGAGAAGGAGAUCCUGUCAGCUGCAGAUGUGAUAUGUUGUACAUGUGUUGGUGCUGGUGAUCCAAGAUUGAACAAGUUCAAGUUCCGGACAGUCCUCAUCGACGAAGCUACCCAGGCUGCUGAGCCAGGUUGUGCUCGUCGGCGACCACCAACAACUUGGUCCGGUCAUUAUGAACAAGAAAGCUGCUCGUGCCGGCCUCACCCAGUCUCUGUUUGAGCGUCUUGUCGUGCUCGGCAAUCGUCCUAUUCGACUUCAAGUGCAAUACCGCAUGCACCCUUGUUUAUCCGAGUUUCCUUCCAAUAUGUUCUACGAGGGUACCUUACAAAAUGGUGUUACGGCCCCGGAGCGUCUUCGCAAGAAUGUGGAUUUCCCUUGGCCCAUUCCGGACACACCCAUGUUCUUCUAUCAAAACUUGGGACAAGAGGAAAUAUCGUCCAGCGGAACGUCGUUCCUUAACAGGACGGAAUCAUCCAAUGUUGAAAAGAUUGUCACGAAAUUUUUCAAAUCUGGUGUCGUCCCAUCGCAAAUCGGCAUUGUUACCCCUUACGAGGGACAGCGCUCGUACAUCGUGAACUACAUGCAAUUCAACGGCUCGCUCAAGAAGGACCUUUACAAGGAGGUUGAGGUAGCCAGCGUGGAUGCAUUCCAGGGGCGAGAGAAGGAUUACAUUAUCCUGAGCUGUGUUAGGAGUAAUGAACAUCAGGGCAUCGGAUUCUUGAACGACCCCCGUCGUCUCAACGUUGCUCUUACUCGUGCCAAGUAUGGUAUCGUCAUUCUGGGUAAUCCGAAGGUCUUGAGCAAGCAUCCUUUGUGGCAUGCGCUACUGACUCACUACAAGGAAAAGAAUUGUCUUGUUGAAGGCGCACUCAAUAAUCUGCAACCCAGUAUGAUCCAGUUUAGUAAACCCCGUCGUUCCCUUGUCAAAUCCAUGGACCAGUUCCGCCGUCACGAAACUAACGCCCGCGAGUACUUGCCCGGUAGCGGGGGCCGGUCUGGCACACCUAGCCGCUUUGAUGCCAAUUUCUAUCGCACUCAUGAUGCACUUGCAUAUAUACCUGCCGAUGUACAGUCCUUGCGCUCGCAGGCUACCUAUUCUUCUGGUCUGCCCAUGUUUGCAGCCACCGGAGGCUUCCCGUCUGGCAUGACUCGCGGACCUGGCGGCGCCGGGAAGCGCAGUGUAUACGGAAGCUAUGCGAGUUCCAUCGUCUCCCAAGAUAUUGGACCGCCCAGCAGUGCUGGCAUUAGCGCUGGGAGCAUAAGUGGGUCUAUCGCCUACUCCCAGUCGGAUCGCCUGCGUAGGCGGGCUUCCUUCUCUUCUGCCACUGGCACGGACGUGGGCAGCUUGAGUGGCUAUGAUUACAAGAGUCAAGAUGGUGCCACUGACACCGAUGACAUGAAGAGUCAAUACACUGGAACCCAAUCCGGCGUCACCGUUUUCUGAUUUCAGUUGCGCAUCAACCAGAGUGUCAGCCUGCUGAUCUUACUCUCCGUCACGCACGUUGUGUGCACACGCACAUUAGCCGGUCAUUUACUGGACCGAGAUCGCCCCUCCCUCCAGAGUUAUUUAACUCGUGCUUCAUCUGGAACCCUUCAGCAAUUGCAGCUGCUACUGCAUUUGGUCGCACCUUCCCCGUCUUCGUCCCCCAUCUACUACGGGCAAGAUGAUUAUCCUCCUCCGGUC
Pisolithus orientalis is the source of this 1909-nucleotide messenger RNA. RefSeq names its product AAA domain-containing protein. The record is from RefSeq and is a predicted model, not a curated record. Gene Ontology annotation, molecular function: RNA helicase activity. Lineage: Eukaryota; Fungi; Basidiomycota; Agaricomycetes; Boletales; Pisolithaceae. The transcript has 4 exons. Gene Ontology annotation, biological process: nuclear-transcribed mRNA catabolic process, nonsense-mediated decay. The coding region runs from base 398 to 1669 and encodes 423 amino acids. Gene Ontology annotation, cellular component: cytoplasm.